AUGUUUAAGGCAAUCACGGCGUGCAUGUGGCUAUUCGCCUUCAACAGUCUUGUGUCGUCCGAGUACGUUUAUGAGGGUUUGCCGAGCGAUUCGGUCGAACCAGACUGGUGGCAGAAGGAAAUUAUCUAUCAAAUAUACGUAAGAUCGUUUAAAGACAGCGAUGGUGACGGAAUCGGAGACCUGAACGGUAUAACAGAAAAAGUCCCAUAUUUUAAAACUAUAGAUGUGGGCGCCGUUUGGUUGUCACCAAUAUUCCUCUCUCCACAAAAUGAUUUUGGAUACGAUGUAUCAGACUACAAAGAGAUCGAUCCUAUUUAUGGCUCAAUGGCAGACUUUGAACGGAUGAGGGACGAGUUUCACAAGCAUGGCAUAAAGAUCUUAUUGGACUUUGUGCCUAAUCACACGAGUGACGAACACGAAUGGUUCCAAAAAUCAGUUAAGAAAAUAGAGCCCUUUUCCGACUAUUACGUAUGGAAAGAUCCGAUCCGUGAUGCAUAUGGAAAUGUCACUCCUCCGAGUAAUUGGUUGGGUGUGUUCAACAGUGGAUCUGCGUGGGAAUGGAAUGAAGAACGUCAACAAUAUUAUUUACAUCAGUUCCAAGUGAAACAACCUGACUUGAACUACAGAAAUCCGUCGGUUAGAGAAGAAAUAAAGAACACGUUGUUAUAUUGGUUGGGACGUGGCGUCGACGGGUUCAGAUUCGACGCGGUGAACUAUCUAUUCGAAAGAGAAGAUCUAGCUGACGAACCUAAGUCUAAUAAAAUUGGCUAUUUGGACACCGAUUACGAUUCUUUGACUCACACUAGCACACUUGAUCAACCUGAAACUUAUUCCAUCGUUCGUCAAUGGAGGCAGAUGCUGGACAGUUACAGGACUAGGGAAAAGAAAACCAAAUUUAUGAUGGUGGAAUGUUACUCACCAUUUGAUAAAACUUUGUUGUACUACGGUACUAAUUCAGAACCUGGCGCUCAUUUUCCAUUUAACUUUUUAUUCAUCGGAACAUUCGAUCAACAGUCCGAUGCUGCUAAGGUCCAUAACAUGAUCAAAUCAUGGAUUCGUGGUAUGCCCACCGGCAUGUGGCCCAACUGGGUGUUAGGUAACCACGAUAACGCAAGAAUGGCCUCGAGGAGCAAUCCAAUGUUAGUUGAUGGACUACACAUGAUCCAACACCUGUUGCCCGGCACCUCGGUGACUUAUUACGGAGACGAACUGGGUCUGAUCGACACAAACGUUCGUUGGGACCAAACAGUUGAUCCAGCUGGGCUUAACGUGGGCCCCUAUAGGUUCUUGAAAUUCAGCAGAGAUCCCGUGAGGACUCCGUUCCCAUGGGACAGUUCGUAUAACGCAGGUUUUUCUAAUUCGUCUUCGUUGUGGCUUCCUCUGAACGCCGAUUAUUGGAAAAAAAACAUGGCAGAAGAAUCGAGGUUUAAAAGUAACCUGAGGUCAUACAGGCAAUUGGCGCGGUUAAGGAGGAGUCUGACAUUUGUCAAAGGCGAUUUGCAUUUAUACACACUGUCCAAAUGGGUGUUUGGAUUUUCACGGAGUUUUUAUGAUCACCCGACAUACUUCAUCGUAGUUAACUUUGGGAGUGAAAUAGAAAUAGUUAACUUGUUGGAAGCUAGAGGUACAUUACCAGUAACUUUGAAAGUUAAGGUCUCUAGUAUUAACUCUGGUUUUGUUACAGGAAAUGUAUUACGUACUGAUAAAGUGUUACUGCGCCCAAAAGCAGCUCUAGUACUUACAACCUCAUUAAUCAACGAAGAUUCAUAA
This is a messenger RNA of Macrosiphum euphorbiae (potato aphid), 1770 nucleotides long. NCBI's taxonomy places the organism in Eukaryota, Metazoa, Arthropoda, Insecta, Hemiptera, Aphididae. The record is from the annotation of a GenBank genome assembly.